AUGAUUCAAACUUUGGCAUAUCCCACUUCGGACGGAAUCCUCCCCCUAUCCUUGAUUCCCACACACAAUACUACACUCUCUUAUGCCAUUCCCCAUCGCACUACCAGAGAGCUAGGACGGUAG
This is a messenger RNA of Plenodomus lingam JN3, 123 nucleotides long. Lineage: Eukaryota; Fungi; Ascomycota; Dothideomycetes; Pleosporales; Leptosphaeriaceae. The record is from RefSeq and is a predicted model, not a curated record.